UUUUAAAGGGGGUGCUAGUUGUCUCAUUAGCCCCCCUCCUUCUCCCCUAUCUACUUCCCCCUUUGCCCUCUAUUCCCACCUUUUUAAAGGAGUGCUGGUGGUUUCAGUCCUCCCCUUCAUCCCUGCAUCCUCCUCCUUCCUCUCUAUCCCCCCUUUUUAAGGGGACACUGGUGGUCUCAUUAGUCCCCCUCCUCGUUCCCCCCUUUGUUUUUAGGGGGUGUCGGUGGUAAUGGUGGUCCGCCUUUUUCAACAACAACCCCAUCCUGCUUCUGUGUCUGCGCUCUCUGUCCGGAGCUUGACCCCCUUCAGACUGAGCCUGGCCCCCCGGGGUUUUUUCUAGGGCCCGCUGGCUUUGUGCGUGGGCUUCGUCCCCCCCAUCCCUUCCUCCUCCUCUUCCUCCUCCUGUGCGACGCAGAGGGCUGUCUGGGUGCCCUCCGACCCGAGAGGGGGCCCUGUCCUGCUGCCUCAGGUGGCCCCAGCUGGCAGCAUGGUAGAGAAGCGGUGCCCGCGGCUGCAGAGGGAGAGCGUGUACCGCUGGUUCUCGGAGCUGCCCUCUCCUCAGCGGGUGGAGUUCCUCUGCGGCCUGCUGGACCUGUGCAUCCCCCUCGAGCUGCGCUUCCUGGGCGCCUGCCUGGAGGACCUGGCGCGCAAGGACUACCACUCCCUGCGGGAUUCGGAAAUCAAGGCCAACAACCCCGCGGACCUAGGCAGCCUGACCAACCUGACAGAUGAGGUGGUGCGCAGCAAACUCCUGGUCUCCCUUGCGCUCCUGGGCUCAUCCCACCGGGAGGCGGCCGGGGUCCUCUUCCGCACCCUCACCCACAUCGACUCCGUCAUCCACAACUAUGGGCUGCAGCUCAACGAGGGCCGGACCGGGGAUGAGUUCCUGUUGCUCUUCACCAUGGCUUCCAACCACCCUGCCUUCAGUUUCCAUCAAAAGCAGGUCCUGAGGCAGGAGCUCACCAAGAUCCAGAACAUCAUUGCCAGUACCAGCAAGAGCCCUGGCGCUCCUACGGCAAGCUCCAUGGGGACGUGUCCUGGUUGCCACAAGGUCACUCCAAGAUCCGAGACCCCUAUAAACAGCAUUGGAAACAGUUUAGAAAAUGCACUACAUACAUCAGCACAUUCCAUUGAGGAGUCAUUACCCAAGAGGCCUUCAGGGAAACACUCCAAAGUGAGUGUUGAAAAAGUGGAACUAAAGGGAUUAUCGCACAAAAAGGAUAGGAACAUUGACUAUUCCUUUGAGGUAUUAUGGUCUGAUUCUUCAGUGACAUUGGUAACAAAGUCUUCUGCUGAAGUCACUGAAUUCAUUUCAAAGUUAAGCCAACUGUACCCAGAAGAAAAUGUGGAGAAAUUCAUUCCUUGCCUAGCUGGUCCAGAUUCAUUUUACCUAGACAGAAACCAUAUGGACCUGGAAUCGGACCCUAGGUAUUUGGCAUCAUUACCUCCCCACAUCUUGAAAAAUGACCAUGUCAAGAAGUUUUUCAGCACUUCAUCUCAUGCCCAACAGUUUCAGAGUUCAAAUCCUGGCAACACUUCCCUGUAUAAAGUAGGUACUACAUUGGGUGCUUCUGGAAGACCGAUUUGUGGCGUAGCUGGUAUCCAGUCUUCACAGAACAGUCUCCAGCAUCAUGUGCAGCAUCCACCUGCGACACCAGUUGCACUUUCCCACUGCACUCAUUCAGGAGGGACUGGGUCGUCCUUAGCUUGCCGGUCCCAGUUGGAGAACUCUUCGCCCGUUCUAAUGACGUCCAGCCCUCAGACUCCCCAGGCCCAGGAACAAAAUGGGAUUUUAGACUGGCUACGGAAACUGCGCUUGCACAAGUACUAUCCAGUUUUCAAACAGCUUACCAUGGAGAAGUUCUUGAGCCUUACUGAAGAAGACCUAAAUAAAUUUGAAUCCCUGACCAUGGGAGCCAAAAAGAAACUCAAAACCCAGCUGGAGUUGGAAAAGGAAAAGUCUGAGAAACGGACAAUGAAUCCAGCGACAUCUUCUUCUGUGAGCACAGGAGUAGCCAGAGUACCUCCUACUACUCACAUUGGCCCCAUCCAAAGUAUUCGUAGUAACCAUACGGCAGAGUUACGUGUAGAUGUGGAUCAGCCAGCCCCUACAACCGCUCGUGAAGGAAGCUCUUCAGAAUACUCCAGCUCCUCGUCCAGCCCCAUGGGAAUCCAGAACCGGGAGGAGAGCUCCGACAGCGCUGAAGAAAAUGAGAGACGUUUGGAGAUCCAUUUGGAGCCUUCAGAGAAAGAGAAGCCGGUCAUGAUACUGAAUCACUUCAACUCCAGCUCUGCCAGGCCUACCGCUCAGGUUUUGCCAGUACAGAAUGAUGCAGGGUCUAGUCCGUCCACUCAUCAUACCAUGCCAGUCCAGAUGAUGGCUGCAGGUUCUCCACAUAUCACCCCAAUUAGAAUUCUGAACUCUAUGCACAAAUCAGAGCGAGGAAAUACAGAUAUGAAGCUCCUCUCUUCAUCUAUGCACUCACUUUUGUCUUUAGAAGACAGGACAAAGUUCUCACCUGGGCCACCUCGAAGCAGCAUCAAGAUGGAGAAGAAUUUUGGAAACACUCUUGUGGAUGGCAUGCCAGCAGUGUCCCCUCAUCAGUCCCUGCAAGUGCUCACUGGAGUUCCUGAAAAUGGCUCCUCUGCGCCUCCCAUGAGCUUCGGCCCACGAACCAAAAUGGUACAUGCUUCCACCUUAGACAGAGUGGCAAAAGCAGCCCAGCAGCCAGGAAUAAUCGGGGAAACUAGCACCUCAUCUGCAGUGACAUCCACCACAGUCUUCCACAUGGCACGGCCUCCCAUUAAACUCCUAGUAUCUUCUUCAGUUCCCACUGAUUCAACCAUGGUGGGGCAGUCUUCCUGCUCCAGUAAUAUGCAAUUCAGUGUGUCCCCAGCAAUAAUAAGCCCCCGGACUGCUCUCUAUACAGCCAACACCAAAGUGGCCUUUUCUGCCAUGAGCAGCAUGCCAGUAGCCCCGAUGCCUAGCAGCAGCUUCUGUGCAAACAGCAACACUGCCUCUUCCAGCAGUCACCCAUCCACAUCAUUUGCAAACAUGACAAACCUACCCAGCUGCCCUGCGCCCAGUUCGAGCCCCACCCUUUCGCCAGCUGCUGAGAACAAUUUCUAUAAUAAUGGCGGCGGCAGUGGGUCGGCGGGCAGUGUCCCCGUACCAAACCAGAACCACCAUCACCACCACCAUCACCAGCAGCAGCCUCCCGGGUGCAUGGUGUGCAGCUCCUGCGGCUGUAGUGGGAACUGUGGCUCCAGUGGCAUGACCGUCAGUUAUGCGAAUUACUUCCAGCACCCCUUUUCAGGACCUUCCAUGUUUACUUUCCCGUUUCUGCCCUUCAAUCCUUUAUGCAGCAAUGGUUACAUCAACACGCAACAGUACAACAGCAGCUCAGCUUUCCCAAUGGUCCAUUCUCCUUACAACAGUGGCAUGACGCCGGACUCUGUCAUGAGCGGGCAGUCCACCUUUGCAGUGCCGCCAAUGCAAAACUUUAUGACUGGUACUGCAGGGGUGUACCAAGCACAGGGAAUGAUGAGUAGCAACAGUGGUACGGGCCAUAAAAAAAAUGGCAAUAUCUCCUGCUACAACUGUGGAGCCAGCGGACACCGAGCGCAAGACUGCAAGCAGCCGCCGAUGGAUUUCAAUCGACAAGGUACAUUUCGGUUAAAAUACGCUCCACCAGCUGAAAGUUUAGAUUCCACAGACUGACAUUAACUCCAAACUUGCUAUUUUGUGAUGGCAAAGCCAUGGAAUAAUUAGGAAACUUCAAAUUGGAACCUGGGAAGUCCACUUGUUGAGCUUCUUAAUGUUAUUUUUUUAAUCCAAAGGUGCUCUACUUCAACACUAAGAAGGAACUGAAGCUAAAGGGGGUCUGUCAGACCUGUUUUUACUGAUUUGCCAAAAUUAUAACGCGGAUUUUAAUGUUGGACCUUUUGGAUGGUAGGUGGAACUGACCAACUAUCCUUUCCAUUGUAUACAAACAGCUGCACUUUUGCUGAAGAAUGUUGCCAUACUUUGACCUUCUGUGCUGGAAACUCGAACUCCUGGGCAGCUACGUUGUGAUGUGGAGGGAGAGCUAGAGGUUGACGGUACAGUAGCCAUUUGCCUGCUGGACUCUGACAUUUUGAGGCUAGGUAAACACAUCUAUGUUUUCUCAAAACAAAUCAGGCACUACACUCUGGGAUUUUAAAGGAUUGCACUACGGAAGAAUGUAUAAUUCUCUCUUGACUAUCUGCACUUACAUAGCAGACUGAGACCAGUGCGAAAGAUGUUCCAGCAGUCGGAAAUAGGCACCAGCAAGGCUAUGUGAAAUCCUAAUAAAGAAAUCUUAACCCUCUCUCUCUCUUCUAAAAGGACAGAGGUGGAAGUUUGCGUUCAUUCUGGAAACAGAAA
This is a messenger RNA of Sceloporus undulatus (fence lizard), 4405 nucleotides long. It is a transcript of the gene ZCCHC14, whose product is annotated as zinc finger CCHC-type containing 14. The transcript is spliced from 13 exons. Bases 488 to 3721 code for a protein of 1077 amino acids. Lineage: Eukaryota; Metazoa; Chordata; Lepidosauria; Squamata; Phrynosomatidae. Gene Ontology annotation, molecular function: zinc ion binding; phosphatidylinositol binding; nucleic acid binding. The record is from RefSeq and is a predicted model, not a curated record.